Messenger RNA from Drosophila bipectinata, 2030 nucleotides. Its product is annotated as NEDD8 ultimate buster 1. NCBI's taxonomy places the organism in Eukaryota, Metazoa, Arthropoda, Insecta, Diptera, Drosophilidae. Gene Ontology annotation, biological process: regulation of ubiquitin-dependent protein catabolic process. The record is from RefSeq and is a predicted model, not a curated record. Gene Ontology annotation, molecular function: protein binding.
AUAAUUUAGUACUUAAUUGAAAGCUAAUCGAAAAAGAUAUCGACGCCUUUGAAUGUACAUCUCUGACAAACACGCCAGAAAAGUUUAAGCUGUACAAAAAGCUACAAAAUUUGUCAGUAUUCGAAGCAGUCAAGCCAAUUGGAAACGGAAAAUGUCCCAGAUAGACAAUACGUUCAUCAAGCUGCGAGCUCGUCUUCGUGAGCGUAACAUCAAGUUGUGGGAGGAGCCGUACUACUUCGAGGGAGUUGGCAGUAUUGAGUCGGAAAUGGAUCGCCUGGCUGGGGAUUUGUGCGGUGACCUCGGAAUCAGCAUUUCCAAUUGCAAGUGUGCUCUAACUGAAUUGCAGGAUGGCGCCUUGAGAAAACUGGCCGCCCGCAACGAGUUCAAUGAAACGGGAAUGGCUACAUUCAAAGUGAGGUGCGUGGACAGCAAAGGCGGCACCGCCCAGAUGCUGGACAUCAAGUGCCCAUUGAACGGUCUGGGGUCAGAUUUGCAAAAGGAUGUGGCCAAAAAGCUGAACAUUAGCGACUACACUCACAUAAAGUGCAUAUGCGGAGGACGCAUUAUUGACGGUCUCAAGCCUCUGGCCAGCCAAGGCGUUAAAAACAACCAGCAGCUCAUGGUCGUCGUUGGUGUACAACAGCAAGGUGAGGAUCUUCACGAGCGCAUCCAGCGCAUCAGGGCCGAUGUGGAGGUUAUUGCUUCUGCUGAUGACCGAUUCAUGGAAAUGGAAGACCAAGAUGGACGACCCAUUUUCUUGCCACCAGAUGAGAAUCGUUCACUUUUGAUGGCCAUGGGACUUUGCGAGAAGGCCAGAGCUGCCAUGCGUAGGGAGCAAUUCGAUGAGGCCUUACUGCUCCUCCUGGAGGCCGAUGCCCUAUUCUCACACUGUGACUCAAAAUUCUUGGACGCUGUGGACAACUACGCCCUUUUGAACCUAGACAUUGUGUGGUGUUACCUUUGUCUCAAGAACAUCACCCAACUUCCUGAUGCCCAGCGACGUUUGGAUAUUUGCGAGAAAAAUUUUCGUCGCAGCUAUGGCGAUCAAUUCGAUCGAUUGUACUCCAUCCGGGGCUCGAGUUGCCCUGAACGAGCCUUAAUCAUGAGGUUGCACCUUCUCCAAGGUGUCCUUCUUUUUCACCAAAAUCGAAGGGACGAGGCUUACGAGAAGCUGGAGGAAGCUUCCCGGGCUUUGGAGGAAUUAAAAGUUAACGAUGAUCAGCUUUCAGCACUGCUGGAAAUGGGCUUCGAGGAAAGCGAUGCUAGAUUGGCUCUGCGAUCAACUGCCGGAAACGUGGAUAGGGCCGUAGAGUUUAUCCAAGAACGCAAAGAAAAACUGAAGGCCGAACGCCGCAAUUCUGCUCCAGCCAGAAAAGUAAACCAACAAAUGAGAGAGGCUAAUGCUGGGCGAGACUGGGUGGAUCCCAGAAGCGUUUGCCGCCUGAUGGAAAUGGGCUUCGAAGGGGUGUUAGUGGUCGAGGCGUUGCGACGUACCCAAAAUGAUCUCGAGCAAAGCCUGGAACUCCUUCAGCGUCAUUCCAAUGAUCUCAGAUCCAAUUUGCCAACCCCUCCUGUGGCGGAUGAGGCUCUGCUUUCUACCCUUCAGCAACUUGGCUUCAAUCUACAAUCCGCUAGGGCUGCCCUGGAAACCACUGGCAAUGAUUUCCACAAGUCUGUGGAAUUCUUACUCAAGAGUUUUGGCAACAAAGAGGAAUUACUCAGAGUAAUUUCCGCCAUGAAAAGGAUGGUAGAAGAUAAUGCUCCUUCUGGAUCCAACAGACCGACCACCAAUUCCUCCAUUCCAGCUGUUAACUUGUCGAGUGAUAUGUUGGCUUUAAUCCGCUCGGUUUUGGCAAAGGCAAAAUUAGAAAUGGAGUCGUAUACCGCCUUUAAGAGAUUUCAUGAGGACUUGUCGGGUAAUCAUCUGGAGUACUUGGAUCUACCGCUUAUUCAAGAAGAGCAAAUCUUGUGCGAGUAUAGGCAUCUAUUGGAGAGAUAAAGGAUCUAGGAAUUACUUUUCGUCAAAUAUA